Suillus subaureus is the source of this 264-nucleotide messenger RNA. RefSeq lists its product as uncharacterized. The record is from RefSeq and is a predicted model, not a curated record. Gene Ontology annotation, molecular function: iron ion binding; oxidoreductase activity, acting on paired donors, with incorporation or reduction of molecular oxygen; monooxygenase activity. The transcript has 2 exons. The annotation marks the transcript as partial. Lineage: Eukaryota; Fungi; Basidiomycota; Agaricomycetes; Boletales; Suillaceae.
GAUAGUGCUGAAAUGUAUGAACACUGGGCAACAGAAUAUGGGGUUGCAUAUAUGAUUCUGGGUGUCCUUGAACAGACUAGAAUUGUACUGUCUGACCCAAGAGCUAUAGCACAUUGCUAUGCCCAAGAGACAUGGACAUAUGUGCUGAUGCCCCUUGCAUUGGUACUUAUGGAGGCAUCAAUGGGCCAAGGGCUAUUAUGGUCUCAGGGUGAAGACCACAGGAGGUACUAUUCAGCUCUUUUCCUCAUGCCAGCAACUUAUUGA